AUGCAGCAAAAACACAAUUCGCCGCCGUCUUCCGAGCUCCUCAGCCCCCAGCCUGCCGUGGCGGCUUUCCCCUCACGCCUGCGACCUGCAUAUCCGGGUAACUACCAUGCCCAGGCACCGUCCAACAAGGUGGCUCUAUCUCAAUCGGGCGCCAUCGCAAAUGCGCCUGGUAACGUGCUAGUUAUUCCGAGCCGGCCGAGGAAAAUCAUCAAUCGCGCAAUGGUCGCAAAGGCCUCCGGCGCUGAAACCGGGGCUGUUGCGGGAGCGUUCCAAGACAACACACAGCGAUUUCUCGUAGCAGCCAUGUAG
Cordyceps militaris CM01 is the source of this 309-nucleotide messenger RNA. RefSeq lists its product as uncharacterized. The transcript is spliced from 3 exons. The record is from RefSeq and is a predicted model, not a curated record. The coding region runs from base 1 to 309 and encodes 102 amino acids. Lineage: Eukaryota; Fungi; Ascomycota; Sordariomycetes; Hypocreales; Cordycipitaceae.